AUGAAAAGGUGCCUCUGUCCAAGUCACCCGCUGUGUCUGGUCCGCAGGUCCUCGUUGCGCCCUCCGCUCACUCCCUCGGCUCGUCCAUAUUCCUCUCCUCGGCAUAAGGGGCUCCUGGACGGGAGACCCUAUCUGGGAUGGCGACAAUGGGGCCGCCGUUACUCCGUCAGCUCUAAGCCCCCGGCCAUCCGCCCCCAGCUACUGCGAGACUAUGUUCGGUUGGAGAUGAGAAGAUGCCCAGUAGCCGGGCCACAACAGAAGAAUCCCGAAGCGUGGAUUGCGCAGCUGGAACCGUAUCUGCCGCCAUCGCUCCGUGCUUCCUCCGAGCGCGCUGUCACGUCGGACUCCGGAUCGCGCGACGCCCAAGACGACCUCGCGCAAACCCUGGAGCUGCACAACCUAUUGUUUCAUGCGAGGUCAUCUGGAAACUUUGACCUUCUAUCCCACGUUGGCUUCAAACUCAACAACUGGCCUGCCGUCUAUGCCCUUCUGAAUCGGUUACUCGAUGUUUCCGACGCCCUUAGAGAGGUUUCCUUCCUUGCAAACAAUCGGAAUGGGAUGGACUGGAAAUUUGGAUCUGGGGUUUCACUUGAUCAACUUACGGAUCAGUGCUUGCCCUCGGCUCCUCAAAUCGAGCCGCAUUCAGGAACGCCGUCCAUUCCUGGGUUGACUAGCUUAGACGCCUUGGCUGAGCGUCCCUUUGCUGAUGAACAUUCAAAACGCUUAAUGGCGGAAGUAUGGCAGAGCCUGGGCUCGAUUGUGCUCGACGCCGCCGAUGCUUCGCCAGAGGACUCGAAGCUAGCAAUGUCCUAUGUGUUUCGCAUCCUAGCACGUCUCCAUCACUCCGGUGCGCUAUCGGACAGAAUUUAUAAAUAUGAUCCUCCGAGCGAUCACCAAACAUCAUUCCGGCCUCCCGGUCUCCAUCUUCUCUCUACCCCUAUUAUGAGUGUCUUAUCAGAUGCGGCGUGGCUGGUUCACGAGGAAGAAGUCGCGGCUCAAGCCGCCGCGGCCGGUGAAGAUUCCCCCUAUCUGCCCUUCAAGAUGGGCAUUCGAGAGCUCGGCCCUGAGAUCUGGCUGGAGCUAAUCCUCUGGUGCUGUGUCGAGCAUGGUCAUAUCACAGAGGGAAUAUGGCUCAUCGAGCGGAUGAGGAAGAGAAAGGGUGACCUAUCUUGGCACUUCAAAAGCUGGAAGCCUCUUCUCCAGGAUCCAGAGUCGGUAUGGAAAACAAGAGUCGACGCCGAAGACUUAUGGCGCCAUCCAGAUCAUGUCGACCGGACUUUACUGAGGAAACGUGGCAGCGUCACCCCAUUUAAUGGGUUAGGGAAGCGCACCAUCAGCGUGGAAGUUGCUGCAUCUUUGCUCGAUAACCUCCCCAACCUUGUUUACUUGGGAUUGGGUUGGCGCGGUGUAUCACCAACAGCGCUUCUACGGUAUGUCUCCUCCCUCAGGUUCGCAGUAACGUCGGCAACUCCCGACGAAAAACCUCUUCCCACCAUCAAGGAAUAUAAUUGGCUUGCUGUGAGGGUAAUCGAGUCCGGUGGAUUCGACCCAGAGGCCGACCCACGAGCUUUCGAAGAAUUCCUUCGAGUCACUCCACACGUCGUGCCUCCUUGGGACCAUGAUUUGCACGUCAUGGAUGAAGAAGAACUAGAGCAACUUCCUUUAUCGCAGGUCUACGAUGAAACUGCUGCUCUAAUAGGUCUGAUCGAGUACAUUAUCCGGUUCUAUGCAUCUCGCCGUCUCUGCGGAGACGCUAUCAACGCAUUUGCCUGGCUUCAAUCAGUGGUCGACGCUAGCAAAAUGAAACGCAUUGGCGACUUCUUCUCCUCACGAGUGGACUUCGACACUCCGGAACGCGUUCCCACAUUUGACGUGGACAACCUUGCCUCCUUCAAACCUUUCCAGUCGCCGAUGCCCCAGUUAUCCCCCAUCACCUUGGCCGAGUUACUCGACAUGGUUACCGUAUCACGGGCAUUUGCAUUCGGAGAGUGGCUGUUCUUCUCCGACGACAUCGACGGACCCGCCAUCCCUCCCAGCGCCUACGGAGACCAAGCUCUGGCUCCCUCAAUCAUCCGGUUCGCAGCUGCUACCAAGAACAACGCUCUCGGCGACGCCGUCGCGCGGUCUCUCACGCAGCCUCUUUCGACCAACACUCUCCGCGCAUUACUGAACUUCCGGAUAGCCGUGGGCCAGUGGGAUCUCGCGGUUCUCAUGCUUGAGUAUCUCCGCGACUACCGCCUAAAGUCGUGGGGCCACAGCAACGUCACCGCACUAGCCGGCGAGAUCAUCCGGCUUGAACACGCCCUCCAACACCCAUCAAGCACCGAGCACGCCGACUCGCUCCAAAAGAACCUCUCCAACGCCCGCGACCUCCUGCAGAGGAUCUUCAGCGGCGAAUUCAACGACCUCCAACAUCGCUCCGAGUCCCGCUUCCAGGAAAUGGCCCUCUACAGCCUGCAGCGCGUAUUCCGGUCUCUCCCAGGCGCCCUCAGCAACGUCGCCCACGCCGCCACGCCCACCUACAAGCCCACCCCCCGCAGCGCCGUCCCCUACAUCCCCAUCACGGCCUUCCACUCCCUCCUCUCCGCCGUCGUCGACACGCAAGGCAGCGCCGCAGGCAAACGCCUCUGGGAACGCUGGUGUCUCGAUCUGAAGUCGCCGGCGCUCCGCCGUCUCCAGGAAGGCGGUAUCCCGCGUCUCUACCUCAGCAAAGAGCGCAACGUCGCCAAGGGCGACCCGCACUUCGACGCGUACUACUUCAAGCAGAUCCAGAAGAAGGCUACCCUGCCCAACCCCAACACCGUGCGGAUCAUCGCGCAGGCCGCUGUGGCGGAAUACAACGCGUUCGAGGCGCAGCGCGACCACGCCGCCGCCAAGCUGGGCGAGCAGCCGAACCCCGCAGAGGAGAUUCUGGAAUUUUGUAUCCGGAAGUUUGAAGGGUUCCGGCUGCGCCAGGCCGAGACGAACCGUGAAGUCGGGGGGCUUCUCUAUCGGAAGAGGAAGGAGGCCAAGAGGAGGAUGAAAGCGCAGCAGUCUGCGUCUUUGGAUCGGAAUUCAAAGGUGCCUGCUUAG
Messenger RNA from Aspergillus terreus NIH2624, 3072 nucleotides. RefSeq lists its product as uncharacterized. The coding region runs from base 1 to 3072 and encodes 1023 amino acids. NCBI's taxonomy places the organism in Eukaryota, Fungi, Ascomycota, Eurotiomycetes, Eurotiales, Aspergillaceae. The transcript has a single exon. The record is from RefSeq and is a predicted model, not a curated record.